UAUUCAUCAGAGCUAACUAGCCAUUAGUUUUCAGUACUGUUAAACCUCAGUUUUCCAGAGAGUAUAACAGCUUAAGUUUGGCAACAAUGGCUGUGUCAAUCAAGUGUUUCUUCAUGGCCAUUACUCUUCUUGCUUUUGCACCGCUUUCGCUCUGUCACAAGGGCUAUGGUGGUGGUGGUGGUGAUAGUCUGUAUCCACAGUAUUACGAGAAGUCGUGCCCACGAGCGCUAGAGAUUGUCCGGUUUGAGGUUGCGAAAGCGGUGGCUAAAGAAGCAAGAAUGGCUGCUUCUUUGCUCAGGCUCGCCUUUCAUGACUGUUUUGUUCAGGGGUGUGAUGCAUCUAUACUUCUAGACAGCGGGAAUGGCAUAACCAGCGAGAAGAAUUCAAACCCCAACAGAAAAUCUGCUCGCGGGUUUAACGUGAUUGAUGAUAUCAAAGCUGCCUUGGAGAAGGAGUGCCCUCACACUGUUUCUUGCGCUGAUAUUAUGCAACUUGCUGCCAGGGAUUCUACCCAUCUGAGUGGUGGACCAUUCUGGGAAGUUCCAUUAGGAAGGAAAGACUCCAGGAGUGCCAGCCUGAGUGGCUCCAACAACAACAUCCCUGCCCCAAACAACACCUUCCAAACCAUUCUUACCAAGUUCAAGCGCCAGGGCCUUGAUCUUGUUGAUCUUGUGGCAUUAUCUGGGAGCCACACAAUUGGGAAUUCAAGAUGUACCAGCUUCAGACAGAGGCUUUACAACCAAUCUGGAAACAGCAAACCAGACUCUACCUUGGAUCAGUACUAUGCUGCUCAGCUGCGCAACAGGUGCCCGAGAUCCGGUGGCGACCAGAACCUGUUUUUCUUGGACUUCGUGAGCCCGACUAAGUUCGACAACAGCUACUUCAAGCUGUUGUUGGCAAACAAGGGACUUCUCAACUCAGACCAAGUUCUGACCACCAAGAGUGAAGCCUCAUUGCAGCUGGUGAAAGCAUAUGCAGAGAACAAUGAGCUUUUCCUUCAACAUUUCGCCUCGUCCAUGAUCAAGAUGGCCAACAUUUCGCCUCUCACCGGCUCCAAGGGAGAAAUCAGGAAGAAUUGCAGGAAGAUCAACUCUUAAUACAAAUACCAUAAACUCCUCACUGAAACAGCAGAAGUAAUAAACUGUGUCUUGGUUGUCAUUUAUUGUCCUCUUUUCCCCAUUUUUCCAGCUUUUGAGUGUCUGUAAUCUGUAUUUCCUCAUUUUUUUUGAUCGGUUUGUGUUUGAAUAUACAUAAAGUAUUACAUAAAUUUC
Molecule: messenger RNA, 1271 nt
Organism: Ipomoea triloba (trilobed morning glory)
Lineage: Eukaryota; Viridiplantae; Streptophyta; Magnoliopsida; Solanales; Convolvulaceae
Product: peroxidase 72-like
Exons: 4
Coding region: 87-1097 (336 amino acids)
Biological process (GO): hydrogen peroxide catabolic process; response to oxidative stress
Molecular function (GO): heme binding; peroxidase activity
Source: RefSeq, a predicted model, not a curated record